Molecule: messenger RNA, 5540 nt
Organism: Amphiprion ocellaris (clown anemonefish)
Lineage: Eukaryota; Metazoa; Chordata; Actinopteri; Pomacentridae
Gene: sp2
Product: sp2 transcription factor
Exons: 8
Coding region: 70-1908 (612 amino acids)
Biological process (GO): regulation of transcription by RNA polymerase II
Molecular function (GO): RNA polymerase II cis-regulatory region sequence-specific DNA binding; DNA-binding transcription factor activity, RNA polymerase II-specific
Source: RefSeq, a predicted model, not a curated record
UGGUGCAGCAGCGCGGGCGGAUUCCUCCAUGGGCUCGGUCUUCAAGGCUCGCGGAGAGCGAAUGUCGUCAUGAGCGAACAACAGGACAGUAUGGCCACCACUGUCGCUGUCAGUCCCAGCGAAUACCUUCAGCCCUCCACCGCUUCUGCACAAGACACCCAGCCCUCUCCUCUGGCCCUCCUGGCUGCCACCUGCAGUAAAAUCGGCCCUCCUGCAGCUCAGGCUCCUGUCACCUCUCCUCCAGCGCAGCCGCAACCUCGCAGGCUCCUUCCCAUAAAGCCGGCUCCUAUAGCCCCUGCUCCACCCAAAAACCUGGGUUUCCUUUCAACGAAGGGCAAUGUGAUCCAACUCCCAGCCGGCCUGGGCUCCACAGCCCCUGGCAGCCCCAUCGUCCUUACUAUCCAGCAGAGUCCUGCCCGUACCAACGCCUCGGCCCCUGCCAACAUCCAGUACCAGGUGGUGCCACAGAUCCAGGGCGCCCAGACUAUCCAGGUGAUGCCACAGGGAGGUCAGAUCCAGCUCAUACCAGGCACCAACCAGGCCAUUAUUACCACUCCCAUGACCAUGCCAGCCCCAGCUGCUGCCACCACUCCUGUCACGCCACAGAAGACUGUAGCCAUCAAACCUUCUCUCAAAUUGCGGAAGCCAAACAGCACAGCUGCUAACAUGGUGCAGCUGCCCAGUGGGCUUACGUUGCCCCUUAAUGUGGCUACAGGCGAGGUGGGUGGAACUCAAAUCGUCACAGAGAUGGCAACUGCCCCUCCUACUCCCGGAAAAGGACGGCGAGGGAGAAAGAAGAAAGUGGUUCUGGCUGCAGAUCCUCCACCACCGCCUCCCGCACAAGCUGCUUCACCACCCCCAGAGCAGAUGGAGACCAUCCUAAUAGAAGCUGGAGACAACAUUAUACAGGCGGGGAACAAUUUACUGAUUGUGCAGAGUCCUGGGCAGCCAGCUAUGGUGCAGCAGGUCCAGCUGGUCCAGCCUAAGCAGGAUUCUCAAGUGGUUCAGAUCCCCCAGCAGGCAUUGAAGGUGGUGCAGGCCGCCUCUGCCACGUUGCCGCCCGUCCCACAGAGACAGCCGGUCUCCUCGAGUCUGCAGGUCACUCCAACAGAGCCGUCACCAACACAGAUCCUUUUCAAAACAGCUUCGGGUGAGUGGCAGUCAGUUCAGUUCCAAGAGUCAGUUUCCACGACAACAACCCCCACCACCUCAGUUACUACCGCUGCCCCAACCACCACCUCGCCAGCACCGGCCACCACCAAGAGGACGCAGGCAGGAGGGCGAAAGGAGCGGACUCUGGCCAAAAUUGCCCCGGCAGGUGGAAUGAUAACAUUGAAUACAUCGCAGCUCUCCUCAGCAGCACAAGCAGUGCAGACGAUCAGCAUCAACGGGGUCCAAGUUCAGGGAGUUCCUGUUACCAUCACCAAUGCAGGGGGCCAGCAGCAUCUAACGGUGCAGACGAUGCAAGGUGGAGGCCUCCAACUGGCAGCAACGCAAGGCCAGCCUGCCAUUCAGGUGGACCAAACCCUGACCCUGGAACUGCCUGGCCAGCCGGGAGAGAAGAAGCGUCGCAUGGCCUGCACCUGUCCUUACUGUAAAGAUGCAGACAAGAGGCCUGGGGAAGUGGGGAAGCGAAAACACAUCUGCCACGUUCCCGGUUGUGAGAAGACAUUCAGAAAAACAUCACUGCUCAGAGCUCAUGUCCGGUUGCACACCGGCGAGAGACCCUUUGUCUGCAACUGGGUUUUCUGUGGCAAACGAUUCACACGCAGUGACGAGCUGCAAAGGCAUGCCAGGACGCACACAGGAGACAAGCGAUUUGAAUGCAGCCAGUGUCAGAAACGCUUCAUGAGGAGCGACCACCUGACGAAGCAUUACAAGACUCACAUAAACACCAAGAACCUGUGAGCAGACUGUAUACUGAGUUUAUACACAAACUCACAAAAACUAACUGUGUGACAGAGGGACAGAGAGAGGGCAGGGAGACCAAGGGAGUGUGUGUGUGACUUAUCCCAUAACGGGAAGUACUCCAGAAAAGCCCCUGUAUUCCCUCUCACUCUUCUACGACACUGAGUAGUGUGGUGUACAAAGAAAUCCUUCCUGAUGGACUUCAAACUGAUCCAGCAAAUUUAUUAAUAAUAGUUUUUUUCUCUUGUCCUGAACAAAGCCAGACCUAGCUCUGACUGAAUUUGUAAGAAGGCGAGGCCUCAGACACAGAUGCUUAACUCUGCUUGCUUAUUUAUAAGCGUUUCUGGAGAAGGAACAUACACAGAAUUGUUAUUAUUAUUAUUUUUAUUAGAUACCAACACCCAAGACUCCAGGACGUCAGUCACUGCUUCCAUCUCCUUUGUUUUGUUUUCCUCCCCAAAAACCUGCUCGUGUUUUGUUUUUUUUAAGUUGUUUGUUGUGGAACAUCAGAAGCUCCCAGAAAUUGGCCGUCAAGCACCAAAAAUCGAAAAAAAUGAACAUGUUUUGUAAACAGAAAUUGAUUUGACCUCAGUGGGAUGUUCAUUUUAUUUGAAGCUGUUUGUGUGUCAUCAGGAAUCGACGCCGAUUUAAAACCUGUAAAACACAAAUAAGUUGGGGGACCACUGCAUAAAAACCCCUCUUACAAUACUUUUGAAAACUUUAGAAGUUUACAUCAGCUAUUUUUGAAGUGUGUAAAUGCGUACUAUUAUAAAUAUAUUAAUAUUGAUAAACUAUUUAUAACAUUUUCCAUACAAUUGUUACAGAUUGAUUUGCAAAGCAGGCAUGUAAAAGAGCAUAGUAUCCAGACUAAAUGAGACUUGAAGCUAAAAAUAAAAAAGCUUAAAUUUACAGCAGAGAUACAAAAUGGAUGUUAAGAGAACAUUUGAAAACAUGGACAGUUUGCUUUGAGGGUUCCCAUCAGGCUGGCCAGAGCUCUUUCAGCGAGGUGAGCCUCUCGUUCGCAGCACUUAAGGCUGAGUUUGUGCUCAUAACUGGCAGUUUAGCGGCAGGAGUCAUUGUGCCUUAAAAGUUGUUGUUAAAAGUUUGAAAUAAAUUAACAGGUAAAAUCAAGGAUCCGCUGGAUUUGAAACAGUCUGAUGAUGUUUUAGUGAAGCUUGAUGACUCAGAGGAUUCAAAUUUGAGCAGCCCUGCCAAACUUUCCAGGUGAUCAAGCAGCAUGUUUUGAUCCGUCAUGUAACUGAGAUCGGGCAAAUGCAGGAUGUGACUUCUGUCGGCCGCAGAGAAGAGUUUGUUGCUGUUGUUAUUAACAUCUCAGACGACUGGAGGACCGAACUCAAUAACAAAUAUUCCUUAAAGAUGAGGAGGAAAUGGUGUCACUUAAAGUCAAAAUUAUAAGUUUACAGUUUGUGUUGUAGUUGAACAGCGUAUGUGGAUCCAGGUUGGACAGUAGUUCUGCUUUAUUAGGGAGUCGUAUGCAAAAGAUGAACCAUUUGUAGAAAACUAUACCAGUAACUUGUCCAAGCAGGUUGGUCUGGAAGAUAUCCAAGAGUAAUGAUCAUUUCAUUCGUGUGCACUACCUAAAUUGAUCAGCUUUAGAGAAGCACUACAAAAAAACCCCCAAACAUUUAUAGAAACCCUUCUUGUGUUGUUGAGGGUACCGGAGCCGAGUUAAGAGCCUCAAAACUAAUCUAGGACUUUUGGAAACAAGAUCAAAGAAUACUCCCAAGUCUCUGAAGGAUUUAAUUCUGUGAAAUAUUGAUGAUAAGAGGAGUUGAUGACCCCGGUGACAAACCUGCUCAGACCUCUCCUUUCCCUGUGAGAUCCAAACCUGGCUGCUAAUAGUUGGUUAUCCAUCUCUGAUGCCACAACAGGUAUGCUUACAUCUAGAGCUGGCUAUCACAUUUCAAUACUUUUUGGUACUGAAAUCACAGUUGUCCAUGUUUGGCAUCACAUUGUUCUUGAUUUAAAUCAAUCUGUUGUCAUUUUUAGACUGUAUUUUAGUUGAGUUCUUAAAUGUCUGCCUGUCCUUAGUCAACAUUCAACAUUGACUUCUGUUUCUUUUAUUUCUUUUUUUUUUAACCUGAAAAGUUUGUUUUCAUCGUGGUGUAUGCUUUUGAAAAAAAAAGAAGAAAAGGUACCUUUACCAAACGAUACCCAACUCUAAUUUUUCUUGUGUACUGAUAAAUGAGAACCACAUAAUUCCAGGGCGUCACUUUCAUUCUGCUUAACUCACAACAUAGUUUGGAUUUGGUCAUUUGUAGCCUAUGCAUUGCUGUAUAUAUGAUCGGAUUGUUUAUUAUUUGGCCUGAUUUGACAAUCACAUCAUGAGAUGCAAAAAAAAAAAAAAAGGAAAAAAAAAACAAGUGAGCUUUCUCAGGCCUUUGAUGAAUUAUAUGAUUUUUCCAGCUAUGUGAUAGCUUUAACUCUGAAUUAACACUUGAGACAUUUUUGUUGAUAUGACCAGCAUUAGGCCUCCUGCAGAGUAUUCACACAAGUUACUCAUAUAUCAUUUGCUUUACAGAAAACAUACUGUUUCUCAUAUCAGUUUUGAUAUUACAAAGAUGUACUGACCUUUUACUAACAGGUCAUCAGUCAGUUUGAAGCCUGAAGUUGAAUGGAGCUGCUUUUAUUAAGAAGUACACUUAGUAAUUCUUACACAAGCCCUUUGGUCAAAUUAGCAUGGUGCCAUCAGACAGCGACUAGCAGCUGCACUUCUGUUGAGUUUUACUGUGUUUUAAUAAUACGUUUUUAGCAGAUGGUUCAGUCUUGCUAAAAAAUUCUCCAUCAACAAUUUCCUCUCUGUACAGAAGAGAGAAAUUUGACCAAGAAGCUUAAUACAAGUUCAGUAUAUUUUAAAGCACUUUGAACAAGGUUUUCUUCAAGUGUUUUACAGAGGUGACAUAAAAAAAAAAAGCUAGCCAAUAUUUGGUGUAUUUUUUAAAUAAUGUGUCUGAAUGCCAUUGGGAAGGACAGAUGGAGGCUGCUCAUAUUUAUGUUUGUAUUUCAUGUCUGAAUAUGUAAAUAAAGCGUGUCUGUCAGGCACAGUAAAUGUAGGAUAUUACAAAACAAAGUUAAACUGCAUAGUGUUGUGGUUGGCAUAGCCAACCUUUAAGGAAAUGACCUUUGUACAAUGUGUAAGGAAUAAAAUAUAAUGUGACAUUGUAUAGCUUCAUUCCUGCUUUGUAUAAGACUUCUAGAUCUUUUUUUCUAUUGAAUUAAAGAUGCCUUAGACAGCUGCACCCAGUAUUUAAAGAUGUUUUUUUCUGUCUAAUUCCAGGUAACAACAUUUGUUAUUUUUCUUUUGUGUUUUUAACUUAUGUUACAUGCUAAUGUCAUGUGCACUGAUUAAAAUCCCAGGUUCCAAAAUUUGUUGAUUGUAAUUAAAUAUGAUACCUUUUUCCAAAUUAAGGCAUUUCUGUUGCUUGUUUUCUGUAAAUUAAAUGCUCCUUUUUCUCCAAGCCCAUAUGUCAUAUAAUCUUUUACAGUCAAUUGUUGUGUGUAUCAGGAGAACCUAGAGAACCAGCAAUUAAUUUUAUAAGUUGUAUAAAGGUGCUAAAACAUAACUUGCUCCUUUUCUACAGUCUUUCCCCUCAAUAAAGAACUCAAACUAU